Molecule: messenger RNA, 2151 nt
Organism: Thyridium curvatum
Lineage: Eukaryota; Fungi; Ascomycota; Sordariomycetes; Thyridiales; Thyridiaceae
Exons: 3
Coding region: 1-2151 (716 amino acids)
Biological process (GO): vesicle-mediated transport; intracellular protein transport
Cellular component (GO): membrane coat
Molecular function (GO): clathrin binding
Source: RefSeq, a predicted model, not a curated record
AUGUCGAGCUCACAAGGUGGAGGCGACUCCAAGCUGUUCGCCCGGGGCAAGGUCGCCGAGCUGCGGCAGGACCUCAACAGCGGCGGCAAGAAGGACAAGAACUUCACGGCCAAGAAGGUCGCCCUCAAGAAGAUCGUCGCCAACAUGACCAUGAGCAACAACGACAUGGUCGCCCUGUUCCCCGACAUCAUCGGCUGCAUGCACAUCCAGAGCCUCGAGAUCAAGAAGAUGUGCUUCCUCUUCCUUGUCAACUACGCCCGCAUGCGCCCGGACAUCGCCGUCAAGGCCAUCCCCGUCCUCGAGCACGACGUGGAGGACCCCAACCCCCUCGUCCGCGCCCUCGCCCUGCGCACCAUGUCCUACAUCCACGUCCGCGAGUUCGUCGAGGCCACCGUCCCCAUCGUCAAGCACCUGCUCAAGGACGCCGACCCCUACGUGCGCAAGACCGCCGCCUUCACCGUCGCCAAGCUCUACGACCACGACCGCCACAUGGUCGAGGGCUCCGACCUGAUCGACCGGCUGAACUCGCUGCUGCGGGACGACAACCCGACCGUCGUCGCCAGCGCGCUGGCCGGGCUCAUGGACAUCUGGGAGCGCAGCGACGCGAUCAAGCUGACCAUCGACUACAGCAACGCGUCCAAGAUGGUGGCCAUCCUGCCCGACUGCUCAGAAUGGGGGCAGACGUACAUCCUGGAGGCGCUCAUGUCGUACGUCCCGCAGGAGUCGGGCGAGGCGCUGCUGCUGGCCGAGCGCAUCUCGCCGCGCCUCUCGCACUCCAACUCGGCCGUCGUCCUGACCUGCAUCCGCGUGAUCCUCUACCUCAUGAACUACAUCGCCGACCAGAAGCAGAUCACGGCGCUGUGCCGCAAGCUGUCGCCGCCCCUGGUCACCCUGCUGGCCAAGGGCCCCGAGGUCCAGUACCUCGCCCUCCGCAACGCGCUGCUCAUCCUGCAGAGGCGGCCGGCCGUCCUGCGCAACGACAUCCGCGUCUUCUUCUGCAAGUACAACGACCCCAUCUACGUCAAGGUCACCAAGCUCGAGCUCAUCUUCAUGCUGGCCAACGAGAAGAACAUCGACGAGGUGCUCACCGAGCUGCGCGAGUACGCCACCGAGAUCGACGUCCACUUUGUGCGCAAGGCCGUGCGCGCCAUCGGCAAGCUCGCCAUCAAGAUCGAGCCCGCCGCCCGCGCCUGCAUCAACCUGCUGCUCGACCUCGUCGCCACCAAGAUCACCUACAUCGUCCAGGAGGCCACCGUCGUCAUCCGCAACAUCUUCCGCAAGUACCCCAACCAGUACGAGGUCAUCAUCGGCACCCUCUGCGAGCACCUCGACUCCCUCGACGAGCCCGAGGCCAAGGCCGCCAUGGUCUGGGUCAUCGGCCAGUACGCCUCGCGCAUCGAGAACUCGGACGCCCUGCUCGAGGAUUUCUUGUAUUCCUUCCAGGAGGAGCCCGUCGAGGUCCAGCUCGCCCUGCUCACCGCCACCGUCAAGCUCUUCAUCCAGCGGCCCACCAAGGGCCAGGAGCUCGUCCCCAAGGUGCUCAAGUGGGCCACCGAGGAGACGGACAACCCGGACCUGCGCGACCGCGCCUACAUGUACUGGCGCCUGCUGUCCACCGACAUGGAGGCCGCCAAGCAGAUCGUCAUGGGCGACAAGCCCGCCAUCACCGCCGAGUCGGAGAAGCUCGACCCCCAGACCCUCGAGGAGAUGUGCCUCAACGUCGGCACCCUGGCCACCGUCUACCUCAAGCCCGUGCAGACCGUCUUCCGGUCCGCCCGGCCCCGCAGGCUCAUCGAGUCCCCCGCCCUGCAGAAGCACACGCUGCCCACGGCGAGCCAGCAGCCCGCCGCCUACGACGCGAACAAGCACCUCAGCAUGCUGGGCAUGGGCGGCCAGGCCACGGACGUGAACGCCCGGGCGCUGCAGCAGCAGCAGCAGUUGCAGGAGCAGGCACAGGCGAACGGGAACGGCAUGGACCAGGCCGUCAGCGACGCCGACGCCUACUUUGCCGGCAUGCGGAUACAGGAGCAGAGCGACGCGUUUGGCGGCGACGGCGGGCGCACAGAGGCCUACGUCGUCAACCAGUACGCGCCGCAGCAGGUCUUCCAACCCGCGCAGGGGGUGGCGAACAAUGGGGAUUUGCUGUUGUGA